UGGCCGCUAUAAUAUCUGUAUUCUAGGAUCACCUUGGUAAUUUAUUUUAUAAUUUGGUAUAGCAACAGCUGAUUCUGAUAAUGUUAAAAUGGAGGAAUUGGUUCAAGAUUUGACUUCAGCUCUAGAGGAAUCAGAGUUAAAAAUAGAAGUGGAUCAAGAGAGCCCUCAGCAUGAUCUAUUUAAAAAACGGCGUAUGCGCAAGAAACGGCCAGUGAUAAAUGAAGAUGGGAUUGUUUUCAAGUAUUUAGAAACUUGUAGUGAUGAAUCAAGCACAAAUACAAGGACUGUAAUCUCUGUAGUCUGUGACAAAAGAUUGAGUGGUUCAGAUACUGAAAGUGGUUUCCUACUGCCGAGAGUACGGAGACACAGAAGACGGAAAACUAAAAGAAUGGAAACGGACACUGGUUUUAAAAAUUAUAUAAAAAACAAAACUGAAUGUUGUAACAGCACAAGGGAAUUAAAUGGAGACCGUAAAAAUGAACUGGAAAGUGGAAUUAGUGCAAGUGAUGAUUCAAAUGAAGACGUAUCAGCUCAAGAUGGGGACGAUGAGAUGACAGACUUUUUUAAUGAGCCAGGAGGAUCAGUUUGUGGCAUCCCAAGUAUUGUUCCAUGGUGGGAAGAAGAUGCAAUGGAAGACACUAAACUUAAAUGCAUCAUUAAUGGAGCAAUGUCAAGCAUGUCGGAUGCAGCUCAGAAAGGUUUUCAUUCCCGAAUAAAUCGACUUCCAGGGAUGGCUGCUCGGUCAAUAAGAAGAGGACGAAGAAGAUACAAACAGAAGAAAACUGGAGAAAGGGUAAUCAAUAAUGGUGAAGCUCCAAGACAAGAAAUUAAGAAUUACAAAAGAAGAAAAACUGAUGAAAUACCAAUUGAGCUUGAUACCAUACCAAACCUUCCACUGCCACAUACAAAUAAAGGACACAAAAUGUUGGUUGGUAUGGGUUGGAAUCCUGGAGAAGGCUUAGGUUUAAAUGGACAAGGAAUCCAAAAUCCAGUUCAUGCAACUAGACGACCAAAAAGAAAUGGACUUGGCCUAUAAAUAGUUUGAUUUCUUUCUUAUAGUGAUAAUGUGGCUAAGUGUGUGACACACCAAUAGAUCUGAAAGAGGACAGUGUUGGAGGUUGUUAAAAUACCUUCUGGAAAAACAGGCAAUAAGAGCAUUCUGCUUUUAUACGCUACGUCCUACAUUAUAACACACCUUUUAAACUAGUUAUCCUAUCAUGAUUACUUGUAUUGUAAUGUUGUUGUUUAAACAACAUAAAGCAAACAAAUAACUUGGUUACCUGUACUAGAUUAAGCCUAAACCAUUUUUAUAAGGUUUUAAGAUUUGGUGUAUUAAUGAAAGGUGUUUUGGUACAUAAUGUUGUUCCUUGUUCUGCAUAUUUGUUAAGUCCAUUUAGUUUUAUUUAUUUUAUUCUAAAAUGUAUUUUAAAUAUGAUCUUGUCCCUAAAAUUGAUUUUACACUUUUACAAUAAUAUGUGUUAUAUCUUAAACAAUGCAUUAUCAUAACAAUUUCAAAAUAUUUUUUUGACAUCCCUAAUAAUUUAUUUUUGGGCUCUAAAUACAUUGUUUUACCCAGA
Molecule: messenger RNA, 1577 nt
Organism: Ciona intestinalis (vase tunicate)
Lineage: Eukaryota; Metazoa; Chordata; Ascidiacea; Phlebobranchia; Cionidae
Source: RefSeq, a predicted model, not a curated record